Messenger RNA from Microbotryum saponariae, 598 nucleotides. Lineage: Eukaryota; Fungi; Basidiomycota; Microbotryomycetes; Microbotryales; Microbotryaceae. The record is from the annotation of a GenBank genome assembly.
AUGUCCCAGGCUCACAAAGAUGCGAUCCUGACAAUCGCGAAACCAACGACGAAAGUGCAACUUCAACGUUUCCUUGGGAGUGUUGAGUGGUCGAAUCGGUACUUCCCGCAUCUUGCCAAGAUAGUUGCGCCCCUGACCAACUUAGUUGGAGAUGCACCGUGGACUUGGUCCGCGGCGCAAGACAUCGCUUUCGAGGAAACAAAGAAGGUGAUCGAUGAUGCCCGACAGCUGACGGUUAUUAGUCAAGAAGAACUUGCACCGAGAGACACGGACCUGAUUCAUUGGUCUGCGCCACCUACGGAGCCAGUGACGAACCCGUCCCUGGGCAAAUACAUUUUCUUACAAUGCGACACGUCUGCUUGUGUGACUUACGGUGAAAACUGGUGGAACGCUCUCCCGGUUUACCAUCAUUCGAGAAAAUUGACAAACACACAGUUGAGCUAUCCAACGCACAAGAUUGAACUCCUUGCGAUCUUCGAAGGUUUUCAGAAGUUUCACAAUAUCUGAAAGGCACGAGAUCGCUCUCGAGCCUCACUGAUUCCGAGUCCAAACAGAAAGGAUCAAACAGUGUAAUUCGCAGGCGAAGAAAGACUACUAA